GUGAUAUUGCCGGACGUUUCUGCCGCGCUGUGUGCUAGCUAGUCAGUGAGGGACAUGCUUCAACAACACAAUGGACUGGACUGGUAGCUCCGUCUAAUGCUCUGUCCAUCAAGCAGCUAGCGGCCAACUAUCUCUGUUGGCUUUUUAGCUUCGCAAAGAUUUAAAAGCAUCACGGAUUCCGCUCUCUCGUCUUCCAUCACCAUGGGCGGUCGUCCGAGAUCUCUGCUCGCCGCCCUGAUGACGCUGUGCUCGGCCGCAGCGUCGACUCAUGCGGAUGGAGCUCCGCCCUCUAAAAUAGCUGUGGUGGGGGCCGGCAUCGGCGGCAGCGCCACCGCUCAUUUCCUGCGUCAGCACUUUGGUCCAGAGGUUCAAGUGGACGUGUAUGAGAAGGGUGAGGUCGGAGGUCGUCUUGCUACAGUAACGGUCAACCAGUACGACUACGAGUCUGGAGGCUCCGUCAUUCACUCGCUCAAUCUCCACAUGCAGGACUUUGUCAAACAGCUGGGACUAAAGUACCGCCGCAACGUGGCGGGAAAGACGGCGGUGUUUAACAGUGAGGAGGUAAUCCUGGAGGAGACUGACUGGUACUUGCUGGACCUCUUCCGCCUGUGGUGGCGCUAUGGCAUCAGCUUCAUCCGCCUGCAGAUGUGGGUGGAGGAGAUCAUGGAGAAAUUCAUGAGGGUCUACAAGUACCAGGCCCAUGGCUAUGCCUUCAGUUCUGUGGAGGAGCUGCUGGGCUCUCUGGGGGGGAGUGGCUUCAUCAACAUGACGCGGAGGCCGCUCUCUGAUUCUCUGCUGGAGCUGGGCGUGUCUCAGCGCUUCAUCGACGAGGUCAUCGCUCCCAUCAUGAGGCACAACUAUGGCCAGAAUGUCAGCAUUCCUGCCUUCGUAGGUGCUGUGUCAUUGGUGAGCGUUCAGAACAACCUGUGGGCAGUGGAGGGCGGGAACAAGCUGGUGUGUUCAGGCCUUUUGAAGAUGGCCAACGCCAACCUCCUGCCAGCACAGGUCACGUCUGUGGACCCGCUUCACUCUGGGGGCACACUUCAGUACCGACUGAGCUUCACUGAGGCCACAGAGACCAAAUCGGAGUUGUACGACAUUGUGGUGCUAGCGACACCGCUCCAGGCCGGCGUCCAAUCAGGCAUCUCUUUCAGAGACUUUACGCCACCAAUUGUGCAACCAGCGGGCGACUAUCACAGCACGGUCGUCACCGUCAUUCACGGUUACCUCAACACCUCGCUUUUUGGCUUCCCAGACCCCCGCCUCUUCCCCUACGCCUGUGUCCUGACCACAGAGACACCUGGCCUGUUCUUCAACAGCGUGGCCAGCAUUUGUCCCGUCAACAUCUCGGCGGGCUUCAGGCGGAAACAAGCGCAAGAGGCUGGUGUCUAUAAAGUGUUCUCAUCGCAGCCGCUGACCAAGGCUCAACUAAAGAUGCUCUUCAGGUCCUACUACUCGGUGCAGGUGACGGAGUGGCAGGCGUACCCUCGUUACGGCAGCAGUGCUGCGUUGCCCCCCGUGGAGCUCCAGCCAAACCUCUACCACCUCAAUGGUAUCGAGUGGGCCGGCAGUGCCAUGGAGAUGAGUUCGGUGGCAGCCAAGAACAUCGCCCUGCUGGCUUACCACCGCUGGAACAGGCAGACUGACAUGGUGGACCAGAAGGACCUCAUGCACAGCGUCAAGACUGAACUUUGACCUCAAGCAGGCCAAUUUAUGACUGAUUUAAGAUUUCAUGAAGGUGGUCAAGUAGUCUAUCGUGCAAAUGGCCCAGCCUUACUCCAGUGGACCAUUACUCUAUUGUUCCGUAAUCCAUAUAAGGAGUAUUUCCUGCUGAAUAUUUGAGCCACAAAGGGUGAAUGUUCUGCCAUUAUUUUGGUUUGAUUACUAAUGUGACAGCCCGGUAAUAGAUUACUUGUAUGACUGAAGCAAGCCGAGUAAUAGAUUACCUGUAACUUGGCCAAGAAAGGAAAUGCUUUGUGUUAUUAACAGCCUUUUUUUCUUUUUGUUUUGUUUGUUUCUCUCUGUUCAGUCAACAGGUAUUUAUGCAAACGAAGCUAAGUACUUUGUAUAAAUCAGUUAUCUUUUCUCGACAUUGAUGAAUGAUUCCUGACCUUUUCUGUGUCCAGGUCGGAGGAUGGAGGCUUUGACUAUUUUUCAAAUUGUAUGGGAUACUGAAUAUGGGGUUUUCCUUAACUGUAAGCUAUAAUCAUCAAAAUUAUUAAAAAAUACAUUAUUGAAAUAUUUCACUCUGUAUGGUGACUCUAUGUAGCACAAUAGUACCACUUUUAAC
Molecule: messenger RNA, 2290 nt
Organism: Doryrhamphus excisus (bluestripe pipefish)
Lineage: Eukaryota; Metazoa; Chordata; Actinopteri; Syngnathiformes; Syngnathidae
Gene: pcyox1l
Product: prenylcysteine oxidase 1 like
Biological process (GO): prenylcysteine catabolic process; prenylated protein catabolic process
Molecular function (GO): prenylcysteine oxidase activity
Source: RefSeq, a predicted model, not a curated record